Drosophila ficusphila is the source of this 2456-nucleotide messenger RNA. It is a transcript of the gene Spindly, whose product is annotated as protein Spindly. Lineage: Eukaryota; Metazoa; Arthropoda; Insecta; Diptera; Drosophilidae. The transcript has 6 exons. The record is from RefSeq and is a predicted model, not a curated record. Bases 67 to 2355 code for a protein of 762 amino acids.
ACUAGCGUCACUUUUUUUGAAAAACAUUUUAUUUGAAAAACGAUAGAACGAAACAAAUCAAGCAAAAUGUACACCAAUCUUGACCUGAACGCCCUGAGUGUGGACGACAUCGUGGAGGAGUACAAGCUGCUGCACAAUCGCCACCAGCAGCUGAAAGAACAGAGCGAAAAGGACGCCCAAAGGAUCUACGAGCUGAAGAGGAAUCUGGACACCGCGCUAGCGGCCGAGGCCUACUUGACCCAGGAGCUGGAGCAACUGAGCAGCCAGCCGGUGGCCAGUAACUCGGAUAGCGAUUGCCAGGAAUUGGAGGAACUACGCCGAAAGUACAAGGACCUUAAGGGGGAACAUGAUUCCCUGCAGCAGGACUACGACGGCAAGGUGGAGGAGUCCCUCGAGCUGAGGACUAAACUAUCUGCCGCCGAGCGGGAACUGGCGGAUAGGGCUACCUCCGGGUCAAACGAUCCCCACGAGGAGUGCGCUGCGCGCCUGAACACCCUGGAACUCGAGAACAGCGAGCUGAUGCAGAAGCUCUCUGAGUACGAGGACUUGCGAGUCUCCAGCACCUUGGCUUUGGCCGAAAAGAAGAAAACCAUCGAGUGCCUGGAGGAUCGAGUGAGCUGCUUGGAGCAGAACCUCAACUGCAAGCGGUCCGAGCUGGAGGAGAAGCUGCAGCUGCUGGAGAGCUGCCAGGAGCAGCUGGUGGAAGCCAAUGCCAAGAUAGCGAUGCUUACGUCUGCUCCGGAGAACAGUGAUCGCAAGGGCAACUCUCUUUUUGCCGAGGUGGAUGACCAAAGGCAAGUCAUGAAGCAGCUGCUAGCGGCCCAUAAGAAAAGUUACCUGGACAUGAAGAAGACCUUCGCAGACAGUCAGUUCGAGAUCAGACGCCUCAAGCGGGAGAACGUGGCCAUGCACACGGAGCUGCAGGCCUGCAGCACCAUCUUCUGCAGUGCGGAUAAGACCUAUCAAAACAAGCUAAACGAGCGCAUCCGACAGCUGAUGACCGCCAACGACAGUCUGGAAAAGCAACUAAACCUCUCUCAGGAACGGCUGCGCCAGCUGGCCAGCGAGAAGUCUGUCACCUGGCUGGACUCGAUGCUGGAUUUCUGCAAACGCGAAACGGAUGAGCUGAAGGCGCAGCUCCACAGCAUGCGCAUCCAGAAGGCGGGAUUGGAGGAGCGGAUGCGAUCCGUACAGCAGGAAAUGGCACGUUGGCGCUUCGAGUCGCUUAAGUCCCGCUGUGUGCUUAUUGAUCGCGAAAAUCUGCUGACGGAGCACAAGAUCAGUUUUAAACCCGUGCAGGCUAUGGAGUUCAACAUCAAGGAGGCGGAGCUCAAAGCUGCGUUGCCGCGCAUCGUCAGUGAAGCUCCCAAGUCUCCCACGUCAAAUACUACUCAGCAGACAUCUGCUUCAAAAACCUCAUCCACUACUCACCCUACAGAGAUUAUAGUUCUCGAUACACCCAUAAAACCUGCCGUCAAAAAAGAGGAAAUGGAGCCUGCCGAGCAGGAUACAAAAACACUAACACCUGUAAGAGUUAAACAAGAAUCAGGGGAAUGCGGAGUAAAGAAUGUGGGCAGCUUGCCUAUUAAGACAAUAAUGGGUAUAAAGAUAAAGAAAGAAACCAAUUUAAACGUGGCACUGGAAGCCCAGAAAGAUUUUUCCUAUCCGGAAGUGGAGGUAACUGAACCGAAAGGGUCUCCUCUCAAGACCAAUGUCAGCCUUCAAUACGGCGAAAACGACGAGAAUAUGAAUGAAAUGAACCAAAAUGAAACAGAGGAAGACGAUCAGAAGACUAUUGAAACUCCAGCUAAGCCGUUGAUGAAGGGCACGCCAAUCAAGCAACGUUUGGGAGGCAUAAAAGUGAAGUCCAACGAACAGCUGCUCGAUAAAAGGCAGCUUUCAAUAGGGACUCCUGCCAAGCCACAACGCAAAGGAACUCCGGUGAAGUUAAUAAAAAUAAAAGCAGAAGCUGAAGACAGCGACGAAGAGUCCCUUAAGGAAUCUCCCACAAAGGCAGAAGGAGUAGAGGGCGUAGAAAUCCUGGACAGUCCCACGCCACAGAAGCCACAACGCAAGGGAACACCCGUAAGGAUUGCCAACACCAAUGUGCGAUCCAUCCUCUCCAAGAAGAGGGAAAUCUUCGCCGAAGAUUCGCAGAAGGCGGUGAAGUUUAGUGCGAAUGAUCCCAUCGUCCACAACUUGAGUCCCGUCGAUAGAUUGCUGGAUGCGGAGGUCGCCAAGGAAAAUGAGAAGCCAUCGGAAACGGAGGAAGCCAAGGACGUUAAACCCACAAUUAAGCGGCCGAACAUCAUACGGAAGAUUGUCGUGAGCUCUCGGAAACCAACGAUGAAGUGAAUGCGUCAGCUUAUCAAAGAACUUUUUAUUUGAAUUUAGACUAGCCAAACUUAACAAUUAGUUAUAGAACAAGACGCGGAGAUUGCAAAUAUAAACAAAUU